GUCAAAGUUGUAUGCUGUAUACACCGAAGAUGGAUAUGUUUUGUCAGAUUCUCUUUAAGAAUUAUUAUUUUAUGUUUAAAUGUUAAACUUACGGUAUAAUAUAUAUAUAUAUUGUGAAAUCUGUGAGUAAUUUACAAAAUAAGAAUAAGGAGAUCGGCAAUUUUGUUGAUAUUGUAAAUAUAUAGUAGAAUUAAGUAGUAGAUUAAUUUAAAAUUCUAGCAAAUUGCUAUGGAUCGAAGAGCAGAAUUAGAACGAAAAAAGCAGAAGCUUGCUAUGAUAAGAGAAGAAAAGGAAAGAAGAAGAAGAGAAAAAGAAGCAAAAGAGCACGAAGAAAUUGUUACAAGAAUAACAAAACCAGAUAAGGAUUUGAGAGCUGAAACAGAAGAAUUGUUGUCUUCACUUGGAAUACCACUUGGAAAUGAUGGAAGUUUGAUUCGAUCUUUAAAUGCCACCCCAGAAACUAGUCUUUCACCCAUUCCAGACCAGAGUUUAACUUCAACACAAAGUGGCACAGGAUUGUUGAAGAGUUCGAGGAGACAAGUAAAACUAAGUGUUGUAAGUGUCCACCAAGCUAACAUUCCUCCAAAAGAAAGUGUAACCUACAACAAGCAAACUCAGACAGCGACAUCUACAAUUGACAAAGAAGGCUCACUGAGCUCCUCACCCUUUAAGGAAAAUGGUCUUUUUUGGAGGACUCGAAAAGCUCACCCUCUGGAUUAUUACGUUAUUCAUUGGGAUGAAGACGAUGGUCACUUUGUUUUUCCCACACGUUUAGAAUGGGAUGAUGAAUUUCAAGUUCUCACUUAUGGUGAUGUGCCAGUGGAAGAGGAAGGAGAGGGUUGCUCACUACCAUCAAAUGACUCAGAAAGUCCAGCAUUGUAUCCAAGGCACCAUGGUCCUCAUAAGGUGGCAGGUCUCCCCAAAAUUGAGAUGGUUCGUCCAGCCCAUGUAGCUGAGGGAGAUAACCCUCUUACACCAGGUCAUGCUGAUCUGCAGAAAAAAGUAACUGGAACACAGGAUCUAAGUGAAGAGGAGAAACAACAGAUCAUGAUGAGUGAAGAAUUCCAUAGCUUCUUUGAUAAGGCCUCAAGAAUUGUUGAAAGAGCAUUAUAUGAAGAUAUAGACAUUUGUGUGGACUAUACAGGAAUUGGAGAAGAGCAAGAGGGUGAUGACAAAAGUGGGAUUAGGUUGUCUGUUAAUCGAUGUUUUGUCGAUGAUCGUUGGUCAAAGAAUCGCACAAUUACUAGUUUUGACUGGUCUGCUCAAUUUCCCGAGUUACUUGUAGCCUCUUAUAAUAACAAUGAAGAUGUACCUCAUGAUCCUGAUGGUGUGUGUCUUAUCUGGAAUCUGAAAUUUAAGAAAACCACCCCUGAACAUAUUUUUCAUUGUCAGUCUCCAGUGAUGGCAGCCUGCUUUGCAAAGUUUCACCCUAAUUUGAUACUUGGAGGAACGUAUUCUGGCCAAGUAGUACUAUGGGAUAACCGAAGUAACAAGAGAACACCAGUUCAGAGAAGUCCACUAUCUGCCUCAGCACAUACACAUCCUGUGUACUGUGUGCAUGUUGUGGGAACCCAGAAUGCACACAACUUGGUCAGUAUUUCUACUGAUGGCAAGUUCUGCUCUUGGAGCUUAGACAUGCUUUCAACACCUCAGGACACUAUGGAAUUAACACACCAGAAACAAUCACGGGCAGUAGCAGUGACUUCUCUGUCUUUUCCUUAUGGAGAGUUUAAUAAUUUUGUUGUAGGAAGUGAGGAGGGUUCUGUAUAUACAGCAUGUCGACAUGGAAGCAAGGCUGGAGUGAUGGAGAUGUUUGAGGCACAUCAAGGCCCUGUGACAGGGAUCGAUACACAUCGUGCUCAGGGUCAUAUUGAUUUCUCUCAUCUGUUUUUGACUUCUUCCAUAGAUUGGACAGUUAAAUUGUGGAGCUUGAAGGAAAGCAAGCCAGUGUACUCAUUUGAAGACAAUGGAGACUAUGUGUAUGAUGUGAGUUGGUCACCUAUACAUCCAGCCUUGUUUGCUUGUGUUGAUGGCAUGGGUAGACUUGACUUGUGGAACCUAAAUAAUGACACAGAACUUCCAACAGCCAGUGUAGUUCUUGAUGGAAGUCCAGCUUUAAACCGUGUGAUGUGGGCCCCUGCUGGUCACCAGGUGGUUGUUGGUGAUGAUGCUGGCAAAAUUUGGAUCUAUGAUGUUGGAGAGCAACUGGCAACUCCCAAGAGUGACGAGUGGACCAUGUUCAUGCAUACUUUACAAGAGCUAAAGAACAAUCAGGUGGACCAAGAUUUGGAUGCUCUUACAUCAUUAUCAUCCUCGGGUUUUUCCUCAGGAAUACGUUAACUUAUUUUAAUUGUAGUUGAAGUAAUCUAUUUUAUUAUUUAUUAUAACUGGCCUUGCACUAAUUAGUACCACAUGCUAAAGUGGUAAAACAGGUAUGUCUUACACAUUGAAUACUCUGUUAUGGCAGCUGGGAAAAAUUAAUCAUGCUAAUUGUGCUUAUAAAGCAAAUAUUUCCCUUAUUUUAUCAAACUGGUAAAAUAAGUAGCUUAUUGUGAUAAAAUAGUUUUCAAAUUUAAAUUACAGCCAUUUUCUCUGGUUUUUCCAAUUACAAAAGAGAACUCAGUGUAUGCUGUUAAUAAAGUUAUGUAUUCAGUGCAAAA
Messenger RNA from Limulus polyphemus (Atlantic horseshoe crab), 2660 nucleotides. RefSeq names its product cytoplasmic dynein 1 intermediate chain 2-like. Gene Ontology annotation, biological process: transport along microtubule. NCBI's taxonomy places the organism in Eukaryota, Metazoa, Arthropoda, Merostomata, Xiphosura, Limulidae. Gene Ontology annotation, cellular component: cytoplasmic dynein complex. The transcript is spliced from 19 exons. Gene Ontology annotation, molecular function: dynein heavy chain binding; dynein light chain binding. The record is from RefSeq and is a predicted model, not a curated record. Bases 229 to 2340 code for a protein of 703 amino acids.